AUGAGCUCUUCACUUACCAACCUGCACGAUGCUGUCGCCUCUCUGGAGCCUCAGAUGGGCUACAUCUGCAAGGUCAGCGGCACGACUGGACUGUCUUUAACCGUUAUUUCGGGAGGAAAAGAAGCAUACGCAAAACAUUUCGGCUUCCGGGACCUUGAGGCAAAGGAAGCGCCAGAUGGCGAUACUACGUACUUCAUCGGCUCUGUGACCAAGGGAAUGAUGGCAGUCCUCGUGGGAAUAUUGGUUGAAGAAGGGAAGCUCGGGUGGUCUACUCGCGGCGCCUCAAUAUUGCCCGAGCUCCAAGAUUCAUUCAACGGCCGUGGCUCCGAGAUCACCAUCGCUGAUCUCUUACCUCAUCGCACUGGAGUAGCGCGUAGUGACGCCCUCUGGAUUUCUCGCGCAGGGAAUCUCCUAUUCCCCAAGUCAGAGGGCCUACGGACCUGGGCUGCUCAACCUGUUGUUAGAGACUUCAGGUCCGGCUUUCUCUACAACAACUACGCCUACGACGUGGUCGGCCAGAUCAUUGAGAUGGCUGAGUAG
Molecule: messenger RNA, 540 nt
Organism: Fusarium musae
Lineage: Eukaryota; Fungi; Ascomycota; Sordariomycetes; Hypocreales; Nectriaceae
Exons: 1
Coding region: 1-540 (179 amino acids)
Source: RefSeq, a predicted model, not a curated record